Triticum dicoccoides is the source of this 1805-nucleotide messenger RNA. Its product is annotated as disease resistance protein RGA2-like. Bases 41 to 1537 code for a protein of 498 amino acids. The record is from RefSeq and is a predicted model, not a curated record. The transcript has a single exon. NCBI's taxonomy places the organism in Eukaryota, Viridiplantae, Streptophyta, Magnoliopsida, Poales, Poaceae. Gene Ontology annotation, molecular function: ADP binding.
CAAGAGGCACAAAGGCCAGGGGGUUCUCAAACACACAUACAUGGAGGUAAUAUUUUCUGCUGCUAUGGGUGAGCUUGCCAGUAGAUCCAUAUCUUUCCUGGUGGACAGAUACCUGAAGCAGCGGUCAGCGGAGGCAACCGAGGAGGAGAGGCUGCACAGCCUGCAACGGCUGCUACUGCGGCUUCAUGUCGUCGUCAAGGAGGCAGAUGACCGGCUCAUUACAAACCAGGCCAUGCUGCAUCAACUCAGCAUACUGAGACAGGAGUACAGGGGGUAUUACACCCUCGAUAUGUUCAGUUGCCGAGCACAUGAAGAUGACAGGACAAAAGAUUACUCUUUUGCCCCAUCUAAGUUCAACCCUGCAAAGCGUGUAUGUUUCUACAGUGGCAACAGUGAAGGUGCAGCACAGGCUGAGCUGCUGGAGCAAGUUAUUUGCAGCUUGCGGAACACCAUUGAAGAUGUGAGUGAGUUCGUCAUGUUUCUAAACAGCUACCCAUGUCUGCACCUUCAACCGUACAACAUGUAUCUGCUGCUGGACAAAUGCAUGUUCGGACGCCAAAUGGAGAUGGAACUUGUGAUGAACUUCCUGUUGCAAGCAGAGACUGCUCCUGGCACUGCUGAUCAUCUGGCUGUCUUGCCAAUCAUUGGUCCCAGGAAAGUUGGAAAGAGCACCCUGGUCGAGCAUGUAUGCAACGAUGAAAGGGUCCGCAACCACUUCUCUCAAAUUUUGUUUUUGAAUGGAGAUGAUCUUAAAGAUGCAAGUGUAGAGACCCUAAGAGAUGGAGGUAGAAUCAAGCAUAAAAACCGUGUGGUGGGUGGUGGAAGGACAUUGAUCAUCAUUGAGCUACUUCUGGAUAUUGAGGAGCCUGUAUGGAAGAGGUUGUAUUCAGCUGCGAAAAGUCGCAUCAUGAGUGGAAGUAAGAUGAUAAUUGUGAGCCGCUCUGACAAGAUCGCAAGCUUUGGAACCACAGAACCCCUCAGAUUACAGUUCUUGACUCAUGAAGCAUACUGGUACUUCUUCAAGGUGCGUUCCUUUGGGAGCACGAGAGCAGAGGACCACCCGAAGCUCGCAUCAAUGGCCAUGGAGAUGGUCAAUUUGACGAGUGGGUGCUUCAUGUCUGCAAACAUCGUCAGUGGAAUACUGAAACCAAAUUUUAACCCCCAUUUCUGGAGCAUGGUGCUUGCAGUCCUCAGGAAUUUGAAGAAGACAAACAUGUCAGUGUAUGGGGAUCGUUUCACUCUUCCUUGGAAGAUGGCGGAGCCAACUUAUCUCAGGAGGGUGAAUAAAAAUUCUUCUGAAUGUGUCGUGUUGUUUCUUGACUACGAGACAUGUUCUGCUGAAACUGGACCUGAAGCUCUCAGGAUGAUGAGCGCGCAAGAUCUUCUCUUUGGAAGUGUGAGGCUUCCAGGGAAAUUCAAGGUCCAUGCAUGGACAUCCCACCUGCCGCCUCACUACAGCUACAUCGUUCACUGUGAGGUACAGAGGCCACAUCGCAUGGUCACAAGUAACAAGCGUUUUCAGAAGAGUAGUGGCUAAUUAAAUUGUCUAGUCAUUUAUCCAACACUCGAAGCUCAUGCAUGGUUCAUGGUUCACAAAAACUUGAAGAGAAGUAAUCAGAGUAGGUACAGGUUGUGAGAUAAGAGCCUGAGACUGUUCUUCUUUCUGAAAUACCAUUUUCUCUUCUUUUUGGAAAAUUCUGAAAUAGUAUAAAUUUUACUGUUAUUUUUUAUAUCCCAACUGUAAGUAAUAGGCAAUUAGGCACACUGUAUGGGUCAGUAGUUUGGGAAGUUUCUUUGGGUUGCUG